This is a messenger RNA of Prunus armeniaca (apricot), 306 nucleotides long. The record is from the annotation of a GenBank genome assembly. NCBI's taxonomy places the organism in Eukaryota, Viridiplantae, Streptophyta, Magnoliopsida, Rosales, Rosaceae.
AUGAAGUCGUCAAAGCUUGAAAACAAAGAUCUUAUCCGAAUUGGUCCCGAAAGUGGGACCAAUCGCUUUCCAUGUUGCCACGUCAUCCACCCAACAUUAAAGUUCUCCCUCCCUCCCUCCCGAGGACCGACAAGAUUCUUCAACGUGGAAGCUUCUAGAAACGCCACGUGGUGUGGCCAGCACAAACUAUGGGCCGCUCGGGCAGGUAUUCUCGGAUGCGCCACCAGGUUUCUGAUUCCCACAGGGAGGCGGACUUGCAUUUUGAUCCGCUGUGUGUAUUCUAUCCUUAUCUUCUCUGGUCUUUAA